Messenger RNA from Ilex paraguariensis (yerba mate), 492 nucleotides. The record is from the annotation of a GenBank genome assembly. Lineage: Eukaryota; Viridiplantae; Streptophyta; Magnoliopsida; Aquifoliales; Aquifoliaceae.
AUGACCAUGAUGGCUAAAAAACAAUCCGACCAGUUAAACCAGCUCAAAGACAUCUUCCUCCGUUUUGAUAUGAACAGAGAUGGAAGCCUAACCCAACUCGAGCUCGCGGCUCUUCUAAGAUCUCUUGGCCUCAAGCCCUCUGGUGAUCAAAUCCAUGUUCUAUUGGCAAACAUGGACUCUGAUGGCAAUGGCCUAAUAGAAUUCGAUGAAUUGGUUGAUGCCAUUUUGCCUGACAUGAACGAGGAGGUACUCAUCAACCAAGAACAACUCAUGGAGGUUUUUCGAUCGUUCGAUCGCGAUGGCAAUGGUUCUAUCACAGCAGCCGAGCUCGCCGGCCAAAUGGCCAAGAUGGGUCACCCUUUAACGUACCGUGAGCUAUCGGAGAUGAUGCGUGAAGCAGACACAAAUGGCGAUGGUGUCAUAAGUUUCGAUGAGUUUGCGAAUGUGUUGGGAAAAUCUGCAGCAGAUUUUCUUGGCCUCACCGUUGGGUAG